Naumovozyma dairenensis CBS 421 is the source of this 3726-nucleotide messenger RNA. It is a transcript of the gene RAD9, whose product is annotated as chromatin-binding protein RAD9. The transcript has a single exon. The record is from RefSeq and is a predicted model, not a curated record. Bases 1 to 3726 code for a protein of 1241 amino acids. Gene Ontology annotation, molecular function: histone binding. Gene Ontology annotation, cellular component: nucleus. Gene Ontology annotation, biological process: positive regulation of transcription by RNA polymerase II; DNA damage checkpoint signaling. NCBI's taxonomy places the organism in Eukaryota, Fungi, Ascomycota, Saccharomycetes, Saccharomycetales, Saccharomycetaceae.
AUGAAUGAUACAGUAGAAUUUCAGCGAACACCAACUGCAGAGAAAACCUCAUCCUUUCACACUACAAAUAAUGAUAUCCUCCUUCCUGAAAGGAACUCUGCACCAAUAUUCUCUCAUUCCGAUAUGAAAGAUGAUACAACAAGUAAUGAUAUACGAAUGUCGCUACCUAGUUCCAGAGAUAAAAUAGUGGAAUCAUCUCAAAAUAGGUUUCAUGAUCGUUCACCAGUGCCUAACGAUAUUGACGAAACAACUACUAGGCUGCGGUACAAUAGAAGGACUCCCGAUCUCGAUAGAAUUACGAAAUUCUUUAAAUCAAACAAAUCACCUGGUAGAAACCGUCUAUUAGAAGAAUUUAAAAAUGCAACAUUACAAGACACUCCUAUAGGGAAGAGAACUUCAAAUACAAUCGAAAGUAAAAAUAUAAAUAAUGAUACUACAGGUGCAAUAAAAGAGGGAGGAAAAUUCCAAAGUACAGAAGUUAUUAGUGGCGCCUUAGGAGAUGAUAACGAGCAUUCGUUAUUUUUCUCUAAUCUUAAAGCUACUAAUGAAGACGAAGAAUCAAACUAUCUGAAUGGGUCACCGCGAAAAACGAAGAUGAUUAGCCGUACGUCAGAAAAUAAUAUGUUACCUCCGAAUUUAAAUUUCCAACUAGAAGAUACCCCACCAUCACAACGGAAAUCUAUAAGUUUACUAUCAAGUAAUAGAAUACCGUCUUUAAAACAUUUGGAUAAUAUAGAAAAUAAUGAAUUGUUAAAGGCACAAAUUAAUUUGCUUCAAAAGGAAAAUGAAAAUCUAAUCUCAAUUAAUGGUAUGGAAAAUGAAGCAAAAACAUAUAAUGAAGACAUCCAAACCGAAAAGAAAAAUAUUGUAGAAUCGGUUAACAAUAGCCCUGUAAACCAUGCUGACACUCUAACGAUAGCAGAAGAUCUGAUACAUCCUACUUCGGAAAGCAACUCAAAACCAAUGAUUGUAUUUUCAAACCCCGGAGAGGUAGUGGACAUCGAAAAUGAUUGUAGUUUGCAAGUAGUAAAAGAAAAAGAGGAAGAAGGAGAAAAUGAAGGUGAUGAUGAAGAAAUACGACACGACUUUUCAACUAGUAAAAUCCAGGAUGAUCCAAAUACCAGUGAUUAUUCACGCAUUAAUGAUACUACAGAUGCCAGUUUAUCUAAUAAAUGGGUGUUUCGUCCUGAAGAACAAUCUGAAUUUAACAGUAAUAAAUCCACACAAAUCAUUAGGAAUGGACAAUCUAAAGCGUUAAAUAAUUUUGAUUCAACCCAAACGGUGCUACCUACUGAAAACAUCCAACCAUUACACGAAGAAGUGGAAACACAGUUGAUUUAUUCUCCAACCCUCCAAAAUAAUCCCAUUCGAGAUUCAAUAAUAUCGACCCUUCCAAUCAUUGAGAACACCAAUUCCUCCUCAACUCAAGAAAUAAUCUCUAAACCAUCUUCUACUGCUACGAAUACGACGUUGCCAGAAACCCAGCCUCCUAUGGGGGACAACAACAGGUUGGAACCAACGAUCGAAGUUGCUGAAACUAGUUCACCUUCUAUGAAUGAUAUUUAUACUGCAACAUUUGAACAAACAGACCCGGAGAUGCAACAGCAACAUCAAGUAUCACAAGCAUCAAAUAAUGAACAAGAAUCUCAAAAUCUGCAGACAGAAGCUUCGAGAAGAUUUUUUCUUCAAGUAUCAAGCAAACCAUAUUCGUACAAGGACUCUAAUGGAAACCUCAAUUAUACAGAUCAAGAUAUACAAGAUAACCUAGCAUUAAGUGAAGCAGAGGUAACUCAAGAGCUGCCUGAAUUGGAAGAGGAGUCAGUAAGCCAAGCGCAAAACAACGCAGAUCAAGAUAAUGAACCUGUUGAAACGAACGAAGUACUAAAAUCACUCCGUAACGAUUCUCAAGAUAUUGUAUACAGUAGAAGAAAGAUGAAAAGAAAACAAUUCGAAACGGUAGAAAUUUCGAAAGGUGAGGAACAUCGAAGUAGCAUGCCAUCUCCAAAGAAACGACUGAUACGUGGAACAGAUUUUAUGAGAGAAGAAGAGAAGGAAUCUGUUACAAAUAAGGACGAUACGAAAGAUCAAGAGCAAGAAGUUGUAACGCAAGAUAAUAAUACCAAGGAUUCAGAUGAAAACGAACGUACUUAUAAUUUUCCAACUGAGUUACGAAAUGAAGAUACUCAAUAUCUAUCGAGAAAUGAUAUACAAUUCGAAAACGCAAUUUGGUCUCAAUAUACAUUAAAUUAUCAAUUUUAUCCAGGUAUUCUUUUGCCAAAAGAGAUUUCGAAAGAUAGAUGUUGGGUAUUGUUUUAUACUGGUAAAGAAGAAAGUAAACGUGAAGAUGUUUACUACUUAGAUAUUAGGAUUGGUGACACUGUGAAUUGGAAUGGCAAUAAGUAUGUAGUCACUGGAUUGAACUGUGAAUCACAUGAUCCGAAUAUUAUCAGAUGUGUCCGUGGUUAUGAUACUGUUUAUAUGCGAAAGAAGACAGUAUCUGGAGGUUUAGGUAAACGGACAUUUAUUAAACCUCUUUCUGUCAUAACGAUUGAUUUAGAUGAGUGGGCCAAGAGACCCAAAAUUAUCUUAGAGGAUGGAAUUAGUACCAAGGGGAAAGCUCAUAAAGAUUUGGAACAUCCUAUACGAGGAAGAAAGAGCAUUUUCAUUAAUUCUCCUAGAAAAACUACCAGGAGAGCUACAAACGAAGAAUCAGAUAUCGAAGCCAUUAUAAAGGAGCCGACAAUAACACCAAUAAAGAAACCCACAGGAACAAGUCUUGACGUAGAACUACCGCUCAUACCAGUUUCUUUAAAAUCGAAAAACUCAGGUACCAAAAUCUUUGAUAAGUGUCUUUUUGUUCUCUCGAACAUAUAUGAUAAUAAAGCAGAACUUUGUCAUCUUAUAGAAUCUAAUGGUGGUAAAGUUAUAGAACUUGGCUUUGCUAGUUUAUUUGAUAACCCCACUGUCGCAUCCACAAUGCCAUUAGGUGAAGAUGAAAAUAUAAUCCUAAGAGAAAGUCAAAUGCAUCUCGAGUGGAAUCCAAACAGUCCAUUCAAGGAUUAUAAAUUUGCCUGCCUUUUAGCUAAACGCCAUUUGAGAAGUCUAAAAUACUUAGAGACCUUAGCGCUUGGUUGGCCCAUUCUACACUGGAAAUUCAUCCAUAAAUGUCUCAAAAAUAAUAAACUCCUUUUAAACUCGAUUUAUGAAUUUCUUUUACCUGCGGGUGAAAGUUUCCGAUUAGGUCUAGAUCGUAUUAUGAAGACUGGUAUCAUUAAAUCGUACAACAUACAUUCAUUUUACAGUAAAUUACUUGAGGGUUCAACUUUGCAAAAUCAGGUAAGUCAUUUAAAGAAUAAAAUGUCAGGCUAUAUUGUUUUAUUUUAUGGUUAUUCUCAAUUGGAUGACUUUCUCAAAUUUCUAUUCGAAUGUUUAGGGAUCAAUAAGUUCUACGAAAGUGACAUGGAUGUAAUGAGUGAAGAUUAUUCUAAACCUUUAUUAAUUAUUUUGGAGAAAUUAUUUGAUGUAUGUAUGCUUGAGAAUUAUAAGAUAUUAGUAUACAUGAGUGAUGACACGGGGAAAAUAAGUAGUAGUUUACUGGAUGAAGCAAGAAAAGACAUAUCCGAGAAAUUCGGUGGAAGUCCCGUUACGUUUCAUGUAGAAGGGAAAGAAUGGCUUAUUCAAACUAUUGUUAAUGAAUCAACAGGUUUCGAGGAUGAAGAUUAUUAG